Ostrea edulis (European flat oyster) is the source of this 513-nucleotide messenger RNA. Its product is annotated as conglutinin-like. Lineage: Eukaryota; Metazoa; Mollusca; Bivalvia; Ostreida; Ostreidae. The transcript is spliced from 3 exons. The record is from RefSeq and is a predicted model, not a curated record. The coding region runs from base 1 to 513 and encodes 170 amino acids.
AUGAUUUUGAAAAACUUGGUCUUUGGAAAGGGUACUUGGAGAAAAGAUUGGAUUAAAGCCAAGGCAAUGCGUAUAGUUCUUCAUGCUUCCCCCAAAUGUUCAGAUGUUGGGUAUCAUGAAUCCAAUGUUCUGAGUGAUAGAUGUAUCUGCUUCAGGGCCAAUUACGACAAGAAGACAAAACUGGAGGCAGAAGUUGAAUGUUCCAAAGAGAAGGGUUCCAUUGUUCAAAUUGAAUCAGGUCUCAAACAUGAUGCAAUCUUACAGUUUAUUCAAGACGAAACCCAACCUGGAAGUGCGUUUCUUGUUGAUGGAAGUGACGAGGCUGUCGAAGACAACUGGCGUCUUUCUGACGGCAGACCCCUCUACGUGGUAUGGAGAGCCGGUGAGCCAGCUCAAUGCUGUAAACGUUACGAACAUUGCGUUGAGAUAUAUAAUGACGGGACAACCAAUGAUAUACAAUGUUCUUUGAAAUUGCCAUUCCUAUGUGAAAAACAUUGUUAUGACGCUAUAUGA